This is a messenger RNA of Dictyostelium discoideum AX4, 171 nucleotides long. RefSeq lists its product as hypothetical. Lineage: Eukaryota; Evosea; Eumycetozoa; Dictyosteliales; Dictyosteliaceae. The record is from RefSeq and is a predicted model, not a curated record. The transcript has 2 exons. The coding region runs from base 1 to 171 and encodes 56 amino acids.
AUGACUAUUAUUAAAUCAAUUACUUCAAUAAACUCAAAUACCAAUAAUAUAAAAAACAAUAUUGAAAUUAAUAAUGUAAAUAAUGAAAUUUCGAAUCAAACAAAAAAUAACAUAACUGUGAAUAUGGGUGUUUUAAUUUGUGCAAACGGUGGUGGUUGUAACAUUAUGUAA